AUGAUGGCACUGGAGGCAAUAUACGGGGACGAUCUCGCUGUACUAGAAAACAAAGGAGCGCUCCGCCAUUUUCAGAUUUACAUACGGUACGAAUUGCAAAAUGCCGCUGAAGUGUGCGCUAGGUUUUCUCCAGUCAAUAGAAUUGGAGAAGACAGAGGAUGUCCUGAUGAUUGUCUAGAACAACAUGAGGAGGAUAAAGGGGAUGACUUCUCCUAUUCUUGCAGCUUUGAGCACCUACCCCCUCUAAUAUUGACAUGCUUGCUCCCGCAGUCCUAUCCAAGCAAAGAGCCCCCAUAUUUUACAGUCACCGCUAAAUGGAUGGACGGGCCUAGUGUUUCUCAGCUCUGUGAGAUGCUUGACACCGUUUGGGCAGACCUGCCGGGGGAAGAAGUUGUGUACCGAUGGAUUGAGUGGAUACACACUUCUUCUUUGCCACACCUCGGGUUCGACAACAAAAUAACAUUAGGUCCAGAUAUUCCUAAGCACAAAGGAGAUAGCCGUGCAAUCUCUAGAAGUCUCUCAUUGGAGUCUGUGAUCCCUUUGAUGCUCAGUUACAAUAGUAGGAAGUGUCAUCAAGUUUUUCUUGAGGAUCUCCACAUGUGCAUGAUUUGCCUUAACCAGAGCAAAGGUUCAAACUUCAUCAAGCUUCCGUGCCAGCACUUGUUCUGUGUCAAGUGCAUGGAGACCUUAUGCAGGAUGCAUGUGAAGGAUGGUACUUUCUUUCAGUUGGUAUGCCCUGAUACUAAGUGCAAUGUUUCUAUUCCGCCGUAUUUGCUAAAGAGGCUUCUGGGAAAGGAAGAAUUUGAGCGUUGGGAUAAGCUUACUCUUGAGAAGGCAUUGGACUCAAUGUCAGACGUGGUCCAGUGUCCAAGGUGUGCAAUCAGUUGCUUGGAGGACGAGGAUAGCAAUGCGCAAUGCCCAAAAUGUUGUUUUGUUUUCUGUUCGGUGUGCAAGGACCCGCGCCAUCCAGGAAAGUUGUGUCUAACUCUGGAAGAAAAGCUCCAGCGGCAGCAGGCAUCAGGCAAGAUGGCCACACGGGGGAUGGUGGAGGACAUGAUUAGUGUAAAACUGCUUUACAACAAUGCUAGAUCAUGUCCGAAAUGUCAAAUGACCAUCAGCAAAACUGACGGAUGCAACAAAGUUGUGUGUAGCAGCUGUGAUCAGACAUUCUGCUUCCGCUGUGGCAAGGCUAUCAUCGCUGGCUAUGCCCAUUUCAGACUGGGGGUGCUGGAACAGUUAGAAACAAGAAAUCGCGUACGUACUGAAAAACAACCUGUAGGCAGUACCAUAAAAUGUCCAAAAUGCCGUCAAAAAAUUUAUAAGGAUGAUGAUAAAUAUAUUUUCUGCUGGUCGUGCCAAGCCAGCUAUUGCACACUGUGCAAGAAGCAGGUCCAGUUUGCUGGGGAACAAAGCGAGCACUGGGGCUCACAAGAUUGUGUGAAGAUAAAGUUCUAGUGUCAUAUCCCUACUCCCACUGUUACAUUCUUUCAGAUUAGGUUGCAGUAUUGCAGGUUAGGGCUUUCACAUUUGAUGUAUGUUUUAUUGGGACACUUUUCUUCU
Molecule: messenger RNA, 1560 nt
Organism: Lolium perenne
Lineage: Eukaryota; Viridiplantae; Streptophyta; Magnoliopsida; Poales; Poaceae
Biological process (GO): protein ubiquitination
Molecular function (GO): ubiquitin-protein transferase activity; zinc ion binding; protein binding
Source: RefSeq, a predicted model, not a curated record